AUGUCUAAGCUUUUGGCAGUAUGUCUAAGCAAUUUGUGGACCCAACGUUUCACCUUUGGCCGUAUGGGUUUGGAGCUACGUCCUCCACGGAAUAGUAUGGGCCGUAUACUCUACUCUCCGUUCAUUUAUAUCAUCAUGGUGGUGGCAACGAGUUUUGAAUUCUGCACCGUUUGUGCCUUUAUAGUGGAACAUCGUAGCGAUAUUGUACUCUGUUCGGAGGCCUUAAUGCAUGGCGUUCAGAUGAUUUCAUCAAUUUUGAAAAUGACAAUAUUCGUUUAUAGGUCCCAAGGGCUAGUACAACUAAUCGAAUUGAUAGAGCAACCAUUUAUCAAAGAUAAUGAUCGAGCAGCGGAAACUGAAGUGGAGCAGAAUUUAUGGCAUUUGCAAAAUCGUCGAGGACAAUUGUUGGCCUUCAUCUAUUUCAUGAUGUGUGCCGGCACCAGUGUUUCGUUCCUUCUGAUGCCAGUGACCAUGACCAUGUGGCAUUAUUAUAGCCAUGGUUUAUUUCAGCCGAGUAGUUCGUUUCGCGUUAGUCUGCCGUACGAUGUAACUCAACCAUAUAUCUAUAUAUUGGAUUGUUUCCUGAUGAUGUUCGUAUUGACAUUCUUUUGCUGUUCCACAACCGCUGUGGAUACAUUGUAUGGUUGGUUUGUCUUUGGCCUAACUGCCCAUUAUCGUCGUUUGGGUGUGCAUUUGGAGCGGCUUGAGGAUUUCCGUAGUGAGCAUUUGAAACCGAUUUUCCAUGAACAUGCCCAUUUACUUGGCCUGGUGCAACGCUUCAAUUUGGCCUUUCGUGAUAUUGCCUUUGUCGAGGUACUCUUAAUCUGUGUGCUCUACUGUUCGGUUAUCUGUCAGUAUAUAAUGCCGCAUGUAAAUCAAAAUUUCGCCUUUUUGGGUUUCUUUUCGAUGGUGGUGACCACUCAAUUAUGUAUCUAUGGUUUCGGUGCGGAGCAAGUGCGUCAUGAGGCCGAUCAGUUUGCCCUGAAAUUGUAUCAACAGUUACCUUGGCAUAGCCUAAACGUCAAAGAGCGUCGUUUGCUCCUGCUGCCCAUGCAAAGGGCCCAAAAGGAAACUAUUCUUGGUGCUUACUUCUUUCUUUUGGGUAGGCCACUUCUAGUCUGGAUCUUUCGUACAGCCGGAUCUUUUACCACUCUGCUGAAUGCCCUAAGAGCUCAAUAUGAAAAGGCAUAA
Drosophila willistoni is the source of this 1191-nucleotide messenger RNA. RefSeq names its product odorant receptor 1a (gene Or1a). Gene Ontology annotation, molecular function: olfactory receptor activity; odorant binding. Gene Ontology annotation, biological process: detection of chemical stimulus involved in sensory perception of smell; sensory perception of smell. The record is from RefSeq and is a predicted model, not a curated record. Lineage: Eukaryota; Metazoa; Arthropoda; Insecta; Diptera; Drosophilidae. Gene Ontology annotation, cellular component: plasma membrane. The transcript is spliced from 2 exons. The coding region runs from base 1 to 1191 and encodes 396 amino acids.